AUGCUACCAAAGUUCAUAUUUCUUCUUCUUGGAUUGGUCUUACAAAAUUUCUGCUCCCUGCCUGAAACUACAGAGCAGGCAAAAAGAUGUGAUAAGUCAUCUCUGCUUACAAUCAGGACUGAAUGCCAAUCCUGCUUGCUCAACUUAGAAACUAAGUGUCCAGAUGGUUUCACAAAGGUUACCAAUGGCUCUGUAGGAGUUCGAGAUUGCAGGUACACCUUUGAAAUCAGGAAGUACUCGCUGUCUCUCCCUGGAUGCCGCCAUAUCUGUAGGAAGGACUAUGUCCAACCUCAGUGUUGUCCAGGCCACUGGGGCCCAGACUGCAUGGAGUGCCCGGGAGGUGCCAGGUCCCCCUGCAAUGGGAGGGGCAGUUGUGCCGAAGGCAUGGAAGGAAACGGAAGCUGCUCCUGCCAGGACGGGUUUGGGGGAGCAGCCUGUGAAACCUGUGCGGAUGACAAUGUAUUUGGACCCAGCUGCUCAGCAGUGUGCAGCUGUGUGCACGGCGUGUGCAACGGUGGCAUAGAUGGUGAUGGAAGCUGUGAGUGCUACUCCGGGUACACUGGCCCCAACUGUGACAAACCCAUCCCUGAAUGUGCAAACUUGCUCUGCCCAGAAAAUUCCAGAUGCUCACCUUCCAGCCAAGAUGAAACAAAACUAGUAUGCAAAUGCCUUCCCAAUUACCAAGGCGAUGGCCAGUACUGUGAACCCAUCAAUCCAUGUUUAAAAGAAAUAUGCCAUCCUCACGCUCUUUGCACAUAUCUGGGACCGAAUCAGCAUAGUUGCACGUGCCAUGAAAGCUACCACGGGGAUGGCCAAGUGUGCUUACCAGUAGACCCCUGCCAGACUAACUAUGGAAGCUGCCCUACACAGUCUACAGUGUGCAUAUACGAUGGGCCUGGACAGUCUCACUGUGAGUGUAAGGAACAUUACCACCAUUACGUGCCCGGAGUGGGGUGCAGCGUGAUCGAUGUCUGUGCACGGAAGAACCCCUGUCAUAGGAAAGCAAACUGCACUACCAUCGCACCAGGCCGAUCCAAAUGCACUUGCCAGAAAGGCUACGUGGGUGACGGCUCAAAGUGUUAUGGAAACAUCAUGGAGCGACUCAGAGGAUUAAACACUGAACCCAGAGGAAAAUGGCAAGGAGGCCUGACCUCUUUCAUCUCGCUUCUGGACAAAGCCUAUGCCUGGCCACUAAGUAACCUGGGACCAUUCACUGUGCUCUUGCCCACAGACAAGGGACUAAGAGGACUCAGUGUAAAAGAGCUCUUGAUGGAUAAGGAGGCAGCCCAGUACUUUGUGAAACUCCAUGUGAUUGCUGGGCAGAUGAACACCGAGCUAAUGAAUAACACAGACACUUUCUAUACCUUGACUGGAAAGUCGGGAGAAAUCUUUAAUGGCGAUAAGGACAAUCAAAUAAAGCUUAAACUCAAUGGAGGCCAAAAAAAGGCAAAAAUUAUACAAGGGAACAUAAUUGCUUCCAAUGGGCUCCUGCACAUCCUUGACAGAGCCAUGGACAAGAUGACACCCACAUUUGAGAGCAACACUGAGCAAACCAUAAUGACAAUGCUACAACCAAAAUAUAGCAAGUUCAGAUCUUUGCUAGAGGAAACCAAUGUGGGACAUGCUUUACAUGAAGAUGGGGCUAGUGGACCAUACACCAUUUUUGUUCCAAGUAACGAAGCAUUAGACAACAUGAAGGAUGGCACUCUUGAUUACCUCCUUUCUCGAGAGGGAUCACGGAAGCUUCUGGAACUCGUCAGAUACCACAUUGUCCCAUUUACUCAGCUUGAAGUGGCCACUCUCAUUUCGACCCCACACAUUAGGAGCAUGGCCAACCAGGUCAUACAGUUCAACACAACCGACAAUGGACAGAUUCUGGCAAAUGGUGUAGCAAUGGAAGACACUGAGGUCGCCGCCAAAAAUGGCCGAAUCUACACCCUGACUGGAGUUCUUAUUCCUCCCUCCAUCGUGCCCAUUCUGCCCCACCGAUGUGAUGAAACCAAGAGAGAGAUGAAAUUGGGCACCUGCGUGAGCUGUUCCCUGGUGUAUUGGAGCAAAUGUCCUGCUAAUUCUGAGCGCACAAUGCUCUUCACACACAGAUGUGUCUACACUGGCAGAACAAGGAGGCUAAAGAGUGGCUGUGCCAGAUACUGUAACUCCACUGUGAAGAUACCGAAGUGCUGCAAAGGCUUCUACGGGCCGGACUGCAACCAGUGUCCAGGAGGCUUCUCGAAUCCAUGCUCGGGGAACGGCCAGUGCGCAGACGGCAUCGAUGGCAAUGGGACAUGCAUUUGCCAGGACGGCUUCCAAGGCUCCCAGUGUCAGUUCUGCUCCGAUCCCAAUAAAUACGGACCCCGGUGUGACAAAAAAUGUCUGUGCAUUUACGGAACGUGCAAUAACAGGAUCGAUGGCGACGGGGCCUGCCUGGCCGGCACGUGCCGAGAAGGCUCCACGGGGAUGUUCUGCCACAAGCAGACCUCGGCCUGUGGGCCCUACAUGCAGUUCUGUCAUAUCCACGCCACCUGUGAAUACAGCAAUGGGACGGCAAGCUGUGUUUGCAAAGCAGGCUACGAAGGGGACGGAAGCCUCUGUUCCGAGACGGACCCUUGCGCAGGAUUAACCCCGGGAGGCUGUAGCCCCAAUGCAGAAUGCAUCAAAACCGGCACGGGGACCCACGCAUGUGUGUGCCGGCAAGGAUGGACGGGGGAUGGCAGAGACUGCUCAGAAAUUAACAACUGCCUGCUGCCCAGCACCGGCGGCUGCCACGUCAAUGCCACCUGUUUGUACGUGGGCCCCGGGCAGAAUGAGUGUGAAUGCAAGGAAGGAUUCCGAGGCAAUGGGAUUGAAUGUGAAGCAGUCACUUCGUGCUUGGAACAAACAGGGAAAUGUCACCCACUGGCCACCUGUCAGUUUACUUCUGGCCUCUGGAGUUGCGUUUGCCAAGAGGGCUAUGAAGGAGACGGCCUUCUGUGCUAUGGAAAUGCAGCAGUGGAAUUGUCAUUUCUCUCUGCGGCAGUUAUAUUUAACCAGUGGAUAAAUAAUGCUUCUCUGCAAGCCAUGCUGUCAGCCACCUCAAACCUCACUGUCCUCGUGCCCUCUCCGCAAGCUAUUGAGAACAUGGACCAAGAUGAAAAAGACUUUUGGUUGUCCAAGAGCAAUAUUCCAGCCCUAAUAAAACACCACGUGCUGCCAGGCGCAUACGGAAUGGCAGAUCUGCAGGCUGUGUCACCUUCCAACAUGCUGGCAACGUCUUUGCCAGGCAACUUCAUUCAUCUGGCAAAGGCAGAUGGGAAUAUCACAAUCGAAGGAGCAUCUGUCAUCGAUGGUGACAACGCAGCCACAAAUGGCGUGAUACACAUCAUCGACAAGGUGCUGGUCCCCCGAAGAAGUCUAACUGGCUCCUUACCAAACCUGCUCAUGCGGUUGGACCAGAUGCCCGACUAUUCCAUCUUCCGGGGCUACAUCAUUCAAUAUAACCUGGCGAGUGCGAUUGAGACAGCUAAUGCGUAUACAGUGUUUGCUCCAAACAACGACGCCAUUGAGAAUUACAUCCGGGAGAAGAAGAUCACGACCCUAGACGAGGACGUGCUCCGGUAUCACGUGGUCUUGGAGGAGAAACUCCUGAAGAAUGACUUGCACAACGGCAUGCACCGGGAGACCAUGCUGGGCUUCUCCUUCCUCGUGGGCUUCUUCCUCCGCAACGACCAGCUCUACGUAAAUGAGGCUCCCAUAAACUACACCAACGCAGCCACUGACAAGGGAGUGAUCCACGGUUUGGGGAAAGUUCUGGAAAUUCAGAAGAACAGAUGUGACAAUAACGACACUACUAUUGUACGAGGAAGAUGUGGGAAGUGUUCCCAGCAGCUGACCUGCCCGGUUGGAACUAAACCACUAGGUGAAGAGACGAGGAGAUGCAUCUACAGCUUCUACUUCAUGGGCAAGCGGUCCCUGUUCAUUGGGUGCCAGCCAAACUGCGUGAAGACCAUCAUUACCAGAGAAUGCUGUGCCGGCUUCUUUGGCCCCCAGUGCCAGCCCUGCCCAGGGAGAGCCCAGAACGUCUGCUUUGGAAACGGGAUCUGCUUCGACGGACUGAACGGCACGGGCGCGUGCCAGUGUGGAGAGGGCUUCGGGGGCACGGCCUGCGAGACCUGCACCGAGGGCAAGUAUGGCCCCCACUGCGACCAAGCGUGUUCUUGUGUCCACGGGAGAUGCAACCAGGGACCCUCGGGCGACGGCUCCUGUGACUGUGAGGUUGGCUGGCGAGGAGUGAAAUGUGACAGUGAGAUCACAAAAGACAACUGCAACGGGAUGUGCCACACCAGCGCCAACUGCCUCCUCAAUCCAGACGGCACAGCCUCAUGCAGAUGUGCAGCAGGAUUCCAAGGCAAUGGGACAGUCUGCAAAGCCAUCAAUGCCUGUGAGACCAGCAAUGGAGGUUGCUCUGCCAAGGCCGACUGUAAAAGGACCACUCCAGGGAACCGGGUGUGUGUGUGCAAGGCAGGCUACACGGGCGAUGGCAUCGUGUGUCUAGAGAUCAACCCAUGUUUGGAGAACAAUGGUGGCUGUCACAAGAACGCAGAGUGCACGCAGACGGGACCCAACCAGGCGGUCUGUAACUGUUUGCCCAAGUACACUGGGGACGGGAAGGUCUGCACACUCAUCAACGCCUGCUUAACCAAAAAUGGCGGCUGUAGUGAAUUUGCCAUCUGCAACCACACCAGGCAAGGAGAAAGGACGUGCACUUGCAAGCCGAACUACAUCGGAGAUGGGUUAACCUGCCGUGGCAACAUCUACCAGGAGCUUCCCAGGAACCCCAAAACAUCCCAGUACUUCUUCCAGCUGCUGGAGCAUUCUGUGCGGGAUCUGAGUGGUCCGGGCCCUUUCACUGUCUUUGCACCUUUAUCGGCAGCUUUUGAUGAGGAGCCUCGGAUUAAAGACUGGGACAGACAGGGCCUCAUGCCCCAAGUUCUUCGUUACCACAUGGUCGCCUGCCACCAGCUGCUUCUAGAAAACCUGAAACUGACCCCAAACGCUACCUCUCUCCAAGGGGAGCCAAUCACCAUCUCCGUCUCUCAGGACACUGUGUAUAUAAAUAAUAAGGCUAAGAUCAUAUCCAGUGAUCUCAUCAAUACCAAUGGCAUCAUCCACAUCAUAGACAAGUUGCUGUCGCCCCAGAACUUGCUGGUCACCCCCAAAGACGCCUCCGGAAGGAUCCUGCAAAAUCUUACAACAGUGGCAAUAAAUCACGGCUACACCAAAUUUAGCAACCUACUCCAGGAUGUGGGCUUGUUGGGCGCCAUCACUGACCCCAUCCACACUCCGGUCACUCUCUUCUGGCCCAGCGACCAAGCCCUGCAAGCCCUACCCCCCGAGCAACAGGAUUUCCUGUUCAACCAAGACAACAAGGACAGGCUGCAGGAGUAUUUGAAGUUCCACGUGAUCCGAGAUGCCAAGGUAUUUGCGGUGGAUCUCCCCCGCUCUGCUGCCUGGAAGACCCUGCAAGGCUCCGAGCUGGACGUGAAGUGUGGCGCUGGCGGGAACAUCGGUGAGCUCUACCUGAAUGACCAAACCUGCAGAAUUAUACAGCGAGAACUCCUGUUUGACCUGGGUGUGGCCUAUGGCAUUGACUGCCUACUGAUUGAUCCCACCCUGGGGGGCCACUGUGACACUUUUGCCGCCUACAAUUUUUCGGUCAGUACCUGCCCUGGCGGAGCGGACACCCCGUGUAAUAACCGGGGGGUCUGCCUCGAUCGGUACUCAGGCACCGGAGAGUGUAAGUGCCAAACCGGCUUCAACGGGACGGCGUGCGAGCUGUGCCUGCCGGGGAGAUUCGGGCCUGACUGUCAGCCCUGUGGCUGCUCAGACCACGGACAGUGUGAUGAUGGCACCACGGGCUCCGGGCAGUGUGUCUGCGAAACAGGGUGGACAGGCCGCUUCUGCGACACUCAGACAGUUCUGCCCCCUGUGUGCACGCCUCCGUGUUCUGCUCACGCCACCUGUAAGGAGAACAACACGUGCGAGUGUAACCUGAGCUACGAAGGGGACGGCAUAACAUGCGCGGCCGUGAACUUCUGCAAACAGAACAACGGGGGCUGCGCCAAGGUCGCCAAGUGUUCCCAGAAAGGCACCAAGGUCUCCUGCAGCUGUCAGAAGGGAUACAGGGGGGACGGCCGCAGCUGCACAGAGAUCGACCCCUGUGCUGACGGCCUCAACGGCGGCUGUCAUGAGCAUGCCACCUGCAGGAUGACUGGCCCGGGCAAGCACAAGUGUGAAUGUAAAAGUCAUUAUGUGGGAGACGGGAUGGACUGCGAGCCGGAGCAGCUGCCCGUGGACCGCUGUUUGCAGGACAACGGGCAAUGCCAUGCUGAUGCCAACUGCGCCGACCUCCACUUCCAAGACACCACCGUCGGAGUAUUCCAUCUACGCUCCCCACUGGGCCAGUAUAAGUUGACCUUUGACAAAGCCAGAGAGGCCUGUGCCAAUGAAGCCGCGACCGUGGCAACCUACAACCAGCUCUCCUAUGCCCAGAAGGCCAAGUACCACCUCUGUUCAGCAGGCUGGCUGGAGAGCGGGCGGGUCGCUUACCCCACAGCCUACUCCUCCAAGAACUGUGGCUCUGGUGUUGUUGGAAUUAUAGACUAUGGACAAAGAAACAACAUGAGUGAAAUGUGGGAUGUCUUCUGCUAUCGAAUGAAAGAUGUGAACUGCACCUGCAAGGCUGGCUACGUGGGAGACGGCUUCUCGUGCAGCGGGAAUCUGUUGCAGGUCCUGAUGUCCUUGCCCUCGCUGACAAACUUCCUGAGGGAAGUGCUGGCCUAUUCCAACAGCUCAGCCAGAGGCCGGGCAUUCCUGAACCGCCUGACCGACCUGUCAAUCUGCAGCACCCUCUUUGUGCCACAGAACAGCGGGCUGCGGGAGAACGAGACGCUGUCUGGGCGGGACAUUGAGCACCACCUCGCCAAUGUCAGCAUCUUUGUUUACAAUGACCUUGUCAACGGUACCGUCCUGCAAACGAAGCUGGGAAGCCAGCUGCUCAUCACCGCUAGCCAGGACCAGCAACAACUGGAAACCAGGUUUGUGGAUGGAAGAGCCAUUCUUCAAUGGGACAUCUUUGCCUCCAAUGGGAUCAUUCAUGUCAUCUCCAGGCCUUUGAAGGCACCCCCGGCCCCCCUGGCCUCCGUCCACACUGGCUUGGGGACAGGGAUAUUCUUUGCCACCAUCCUGAUCAUUGGAGCUGCCGCUUUGGCUGCCUACUCUUACUUUCGACUAAACCGGAGAACAAUUGGCUUCCAGCGUUUUGAGUCGGAGGAGGACAUCAACGUUGCAGCCCUUGGGAAGCAGCAGCCUGAGAAUAUACCGAACCCCUUGUAUGAGAGCACACCCUCCGCGCCCCCAGAACCUUCCUACGACGGCUUCCUGGACUCCGAAGACCAGCAGCUGGACAGCAGUGACCCCCUGGGGGCGCUCUGAGGGCCCAGACCUGCUGCCACUGGCCACCCCCUGCGGCCAGCUGCCCGGCAGUCAGAGCCUCCUCCUAAAGGCUGUCAACUGUGAAUCCUCAGCACCACUGCCUUCCGGAAAGGAGGGUCCUUUAACGUUUUACAGUAGGAAGCCCUCAAGCCAUACCUCAUCUCUGGUUAGUCUGGAGGAUUACCUGGUCCUCCUGUGCAUGAGGGACCAUGCUAAACCCAACCCCCCCGACCCAGGGGACCUCAUUCCUCCGCUGCCCUUCCUUUGUACCUUCAUAUGGCUCUUAACUACAUCCUCCCCAACACUAACUAUGGCCUUUGUUUCAUUCCCCUGUUAGACUGUAAGCUCCCAAAGGCAGGGACCUGCCUCUUUCGUCUGUGUGUGUCGGCACCUAGCCCAGCGUCUGGUACGUGCCAUGUGCUCAGUAAAUGUUUAUGGCCAGAAAUAAAGUCAAUGGAACAGAA
Molecule: messenger RNA, 7934 nt
Organism: Suricata suricatta (meerkat)
Lineage: Eukaryota; Metazoa; Chordata; Mammalia; Carnivora; Herpestidae
Gene: STAB2
Product: stabilin 2
Exons: 67
Coding region: 1-7470 (2489 amino acids)
Biological process (GO): cell adhesion
Molecular function (GO): hyaluronic acid binding; calcium ion binding
Source: RefSeq, a predicted model, not a curated record